Molecule: messenger RNA, 1443 nt
Organism: Fonsecaea monophora
Lineage: Eukaryota; Fungi; Ascomycota; Eurotiomycetes; Chaetothyriales; Herpotrichiellaceae
Exons: 5
Coding region: 1-1443 (480 amino acids)
Biological process (GO): protein ubiquitination; mRNA splicing, via spliceosome; DNA repair
Cellular component (GO): cytoplasm; U2-type catalytic step 1 spliceosome; Prp19 complex
Molecular function (GO): protein binding; ubiquitin protein ligase activity
Source: RefSeq, a predicted model, not a curated record
AUGCUGUGCGCAAUCUCGGGAGAAGCGGCGCAGGUUCCUGUGGCCUCGCGCAAAAGUGUCGCAGGCAAUGUCUACGAAAAGCGCCUGAUUGAAGCAUAUAUCAGCGAAAAUGGGACCGAACCCACCACCGGCGAGAGCCUGACCGUCGAAGACCUUAUCGAUCUCAAAAGUCCCAAUGUCGUCUAUCCACGACCUCCGCAGAUGACUUCCAUACCUGCGAUGCUCUCCUUCUUCCAGAAUGAAUGGGAUGCUUUGGCACUUCAGACCUACACGUUGCAACAGAAUCUUCACCAAGCUCGACAGGAGCUCAGUACUGCCUUGUACGAAAAUGAUGCAGCGGUGCGAGUCAUUGCACAGCUCACGAGAGAGAGAGAUGAGGCACGAGCAACACUGGCACAAAUAAACAUUACUAGAGGGGCUUCUGCCAGCACAAAUGGCGAUGCAAUGCAAGUGGACAGCGCUCCAUUACCGCAAGCGAUCGUGGAGAAGAUUGAAAACACACAAUCAAGUUUGUCCAAGACCCGGCGAAAACGACCAGUGCCCGAAGAAUGGGCCACUUCGGACUCAAUAUCGACAUACACAUCGAGAUCAACCUCCAAACCAUUGUUUCCUGGUGGCCGCGUGCUUGCAGUACACGAGACGGGAGCCCUGGCCCUGGCCGCAGGCAGCAAAGCUGGAGUCUACUCACUAUCGGAGGACACGUUAUCAUACCCGCUCGACUUUGGCGAGGGAGAAGCCACAAGCGGUCUCUGGGCUCACGACAGGGCCGUCGUUGCAACCUCAGCGGGCGCAGUUAAGGUCUUCGAGGGACAGCAGGAAGUCUCGUCCUUCUCAGUCCACGCCGGACGGACCAAUGCGGUGGCUCUGCAUCCCAGUGGCACCAUUCUGGCUUCUGUCGGAGAGGACAGGACAUAUAUUCUCUAUGACCUUGAAUCCAGUCGGGUUCUCACUCAGGUUUCGAGCAACUCCAGUCUUCGCUGUGCUCAAUUCCACCCUGACGGCCAUUUAUUGGCGGCCGGUGGUGCCGACGGCCAAAUUAAGAUAUUCGACGUCAAGUCUGGUGCGGAAGCUGCUACGUUCGACCUUGGCGGCCCUGUGCGAUGCAUUUUCUUCUCGGAGAAUGGUAUCUGGCUGGCGGGUGUGACGGAGAAGUCAUCGACCAUCUCGAUCUGGGACCUGAGAAAAGCGACCGAAAUCACAACUAUCGAGACGGGCAGCCAGAUUGAAUCCAUCAGCUGGGACUACACUGGACAGUUCUUGGGAGUGGCUGGGCAAGAUGGAGUUACGGUCGAACACUACUCCAAGGCGUCAAAAGAAUGGACCGAAAUCCUGAAGCGAGGCACCCCAGCGACACGGAUUGCAUGGGGCAAACAUGCUCAGAGUCUUCUCACUCUCAAUGAAGACGGUGCGAUUACCACCCUGGCAGCGGCGACGGAGGGAUGA